AAAUUUCUCCACGCUGACACUUCACUCGUGUCUGAUCUCUUUCUCUCUCUUUUUUGGAUUUGAUUUAAAAAAUUAAAAUAGCAAAAAUAGAGGAAAAAAAUAAAAAGAAAAAAAAAAACAGGGCAGAAAUGUCGGAGCCAAAAGAUCCGGCGAUCAAGCUCUUUGGGAAGACGAUUCCUCUUCCGGAGGCUUCUCCGGCCACUCCUCAGCUUCCAUCUUCUUUACCUAUUCUCACAGCCAGUGACAAGAACACCGCCGCUGUUAAUCAUGACCACGAUUCUUCUUCUUCAAGCUUGUCACCGGAAGGUAAUAUCGAUGGGGAUGGUGAAGAUCUGGAGGUCGAUAAGGAGACUGUAAGAGAGAAAUCAGGUGAAACUAAGCUGGAAGAUGGGGAUGGAGAUGGAGAUGGAGGCUUAUCUGGUUCGACCGAAGAGUUUACAAAUUCGGAUACUUCUGCCAUGAGAUCGGAUAAUUCUAAAGUACUUUCUGGUGAGGAAAGUAAUCCGUCGAGUACUACAAAGACUGAUGAACAGAAUGAAACAAGUAACUCGCAAGAGAAGACUCUUAAGAAACCCGACAAGAUACUUCCGUGCCCCCGCUGUAACAGCAUGGAUACUAAGUUCUGUUACUAUAAUAACUACAAUGUUAAUCAACCGCGCCACUUUUGUAAGAACUGUCAAAGGUAUUGGACUGCUGGAGGGACAAUGAGGAAUGUUCCUGUGGGUGCAGGGCGUCGUAAGAACAAGAGUUCUGCCUCUCAUCAUCGUCAGAUUAUUGUUUCAGAAGCGCUUCAGCAUGCUCGAACUGAUGUUUCUAAUGGUAUUCAUCAUUCUACCCUGAAACCGAAUGGCAAUGGUAAUGUAUUGGCAUUUGGUUCAGACGCCCCUCUUUGUGAAUCAAUGGCUUCCAUUUUGAACAUUGCUGAUAAAACAAGGCAGAAUAGUACUAGAAAUGGCUUUCAAAAACCUGAAGCUCUGAAAAUUCCUGUGGCUUAUGAGAAUGGUGAAAAUGAUGAUCAGUCUCAGGAAUCUGCUGCAACUCCAUCAUUUAUAGAUAAUGAAGAAGGCAAGACUGGGCCACAAGAUCAAGUGAUUCAUAAUUGUCAAGGCUUUUUACCUCCUCAGAUUCCAUUUUUCCCUGGGGCUCCUUGGCCUUACCCUUGGAAUUCACCACAAUGGAGCUCUCCUGUUCCACCUCCUACUUUCUAUUCACCAGGCAUUCCCAUGCCAUUCUAUCCGACUGCCCCGUUUUGGGGUUGUACGGUUCCUGGCGCCUGGACCGUUCCAUGGGUUACCCAGCCGCCAUCUCUGAACCCUGUUGCCCAAAACCACGCUCCCAACUCUCCAACCUUGGGGAAACAUUCAAGAGAUGAGAAUGUAACCAAGCAGAGCGAUUUUGGGGGAGACGAGCAGCAGAAAGAUAACAAAGCUGAGAGAUGCCUUUGGAUACCAAAAACGUUGAGAAUCGACGACCCUGGUGAAGCAGCUAAAAGCUCCAUAUGGGCAACUUUAGGAAUCAAGAAUGACAAGACUGAUCCAGUCAGUGAAGGGCUUUUCCAGGCUUUUCAAUCAAAGAAGACCGACGAAAAGAAUCGCAAAGCGGAAGCCUCUCCAGUCUUGCAAGUCAAUCCAGCUGCAUUGUCCAGAUCAAUCAAAUUUCACGAAAGCUCGUAAAUGGAUACAACAAUGCUUUUCCCCGAACGUGCCAUCAAAGUGUUCGCUGCAGCCCAUAUGGAUGGUACACGUUUAAACCAACUUACAACUACCUCGAGUUCAUCCUUCUGUUUCAAAUCUGUAUAAAUCAUUAGAUCCAUCCAAGGAAAAGAACUGUAGAUCCUAUGGCGGUUACCUUCUAGAAGAAAAGCCCUCGAGUUUCCGUAGCGAAAAUGACUUUAGUUUUUAUUGUGUACUUGUAGUGUUGAAGUAGAUGGCACAUUUUGUUUGUAGUCUGAAGUUUUUUCUGAAUCAUGAUGUACAUAUAUAUAUAAAUGUGUGGGAACCAGGAAGAGUUAGUACAGGAGUGAGUGAGGUGUAGUAGUAGUACCAAUAAUAACUAAAAUGUGUACUUGAAUAAUCUUUUAGAAAUAAAUUUUAAAAGAACUGAUCUUACA
Messenger RNA from Benincasa hispida (wax gourd), 2110 nucleotides. RefSeq names its product cycling DOF factor 2 (gene CDF2). The record is from RefSeq and is a predicted model, not a curated record. Gene Ontology annotation, molecular function: DNA binding; DNA-binding transcription factor activity. Gene Ontology annotation, biological process: regulation of DNA-templated transcription. Lineage: Eukaryota; Viridiplantae; Streptophyta; Magnoliopsida; Cucurbitales; Cucurbitaceae.